AUGCCUGCCUCAUCCAUUGUCAAGGUCGCCGCCAUGGCCCUGGUGGGCUCAGUAUCAGCCGCUCAGAUGUUGGCGCCCACGAACGACAUCAACCUUCCAGCGAGCGAGACUGCUUCCGAGCCUCUCAAGUGGCUAGGUGCCAAUAGCCCGUGGUUCGCUGGACCAAACGUCUACAACAUCUCUUCAGAGAUCCCGGAGAACUGCUAUGUUGACCAGGCUGCUUACGUCUCCCGUCAUGGAUCUCGCUUUCCGGACACUGGCGCCUACGCCGGAUGGGUCGACAUGCAAGAGCGGUUUUCCUCGGGCAACUAUACCGCGACUGGCAGCCUGUCCUUCAUGAAGGACUGGCGGACUGUGUUGACAAACGUGGGCCUGCAGAUUGCAAUGGAGUCCCCGACCGGUGCAAAGGAGGCGCAUGACCUGGGCUAUACCCUCCGCACGAGAUACCCGCAGCUCUACAACGAGGGCGACGACUUCUAUGUCUGGUCUAACAACUACACCCGUGUGCUCCAGACUGCCCAGAUGUUCGCUCAGGGUUAUCUUGGCUUCACAUCUAGCACAUAUGGCAAGGUCAUCUCCGUGACGUCGAAGGGAUACACUGGUGCUAUCGGCAACUCUCUGGGCCCAUCCGACCAGUGCCCCAAUUUCAAUGAUAAUUCUGGCGGCGACUAUGCUACAGAGUGGGCAAAUGUAUACAUCCCGCCUAUCAAGGAGCGCCUGGAGAGCCUGAUCGAGGGCAACUUCACGUUCGAAGACAACGAUAUCUCCCAGAUUCCCUACCUUUGUGGAUUCGAGAGCCAGAUCACGGGGCGGCUGUCCCCCUGGUGCGGCGUCUUCACCGACUACGAGCUGCAGCAGUACGAGUACUCCAAUGACAUCCGCUACUACUACGGCCUUGGUCCAGGCACCGACCUCGAGCAGACGAUGAUGCUACCGUACCUGAACGCCCUGAUAGGCCUCCUCGAGCAAGGCCCAGGCACCAACGGCACCGCUCAGGACGGGGGCAGCUUCACACUCCCGAACCUGCUGGCGACCUUCAUCAACGACGGCCAGCUCGUCGAGCUCAUCACCGCGAGCGGCGUGUUCGAUGACGAGCCUGCUCUCUCGGGCACCGAGAUGAACCCCGACCGCCUCUUCAUCGCCUCCCACUUCACCACGAUGCGAGGCACCAUAGCCUUCGAGAGGCUGAACUGCAUCGUAGACGGCAGCACCGGGAACGGCACAUCUGGCACAGCCUCGACCUGGAACUCCAGCACGACGCUCACAACAGCCACAGCUACGGGAACCGGCUCCAUCCCCCCCUCAACGGCCCUGGCCUCCGCCAACGCGACAUACGUCCGCAUCAGGCUCAACGACGCCGUGUACACUCUGCCGUCCUGCAACGACGGUCCGGGCCAGUCCUGCCUCCUGAGCGACUAUGUCCAGUACCUCUCGGACAAGGCUGCCGCGGCCGGCGACUGGGUGUCUAAUUGCAAUAUCACCGUCGCGGGUGCCCCUACCACUGUGCAGGGCGCGAGCUUCUACACGGACCUGACGAGCCCUUGGUUGCAGGAACUUAACCCUGGUAACGUCGUCCUCUCGAAUUCGUAG
This is a messenger RNA of Diaporthe amygdali, 1590 nucleotides long. RefSeq lists its product as uncharacterized. The record is from RefSeq and is a predicted model, not a curated record. Bases 1 to 1590 code for a protein of 529 amino acids. The transcript is spliced from 2 exons. Lineage: Eukaryota; Fungi; Ascomycota; Sordariomycetes; Diaporthales; Diaporthaceae. Gene Ontology annotation, cellular component: fungal-type cell wall. Gene Ontology annotation, molecular function: acid phosphatase activity.